AUGGUUUCCGGAGUCGGCGGCGGAAGAGGAGGAAGCGGCGCUAGUGGCCGCAGCCGUGGUGAAGAGGCGGCGUCGUCGAGUCACCGCGUCGACCAUAGUCUCCACACCACCACUCAUCACCGGAGAGAGCAAGCUCAAUCGUCGGGGACGAAAUCACUCAGGCCGCAAAAUCAGCCCCAAAGCCACACGGAAUCAAUGAGCAAAGCUAUCCAGCAGUACACUGUCGACGCGAGACUCCAUGCCGUCUUUGAACAAUCCGGCGAGUCCGGCAAGUCGUUCGAUUACUCACAAUCCCUCAAAACGACGACGUAUGGCUCCUCCGUGCCUGAGCAGCAGAUCACGGCGUAUCUCUCCAGGAUCCAGCGUGGCGGCUACAUACAGCCGUUCGGAUGUAUGAUCGCCGUCGACGAAUCCACCUUCCGAAUCAUCGGCUACAGCGAAAACGCGCGGGAAAUGCUGGGCCUUAUGCCUCAAUCAGUUCCCAGCCUCGAGAAACCGGAGAUUCUAGCGAUGGGGACGGAUGUGCGAUCUCUCUUCACCGCUUCGAGCUCAAUUCUCCUCGAGCGUGCCUUCGUGGCUCGAGAAAUCACGCUGCUGAAUCCCGUUUGGAUCCACUCGAAGAACACCGGUAAACCGUUUUACGCAAUCCUCCACCGGAUCGACGUAGGAGUCGUCAUCGAUUUAGAGCCAGCGAGAACCGAAGAUCCAGCGCUUUCGAUCGCCGGAGCGGUCCAAUCGCAGAAACUCGCGGUCCGCGCGAUCUCACAGCUCCAAUCGCUUCCCGGCGGAGACAUCAAGCUUCUCUGUGACACUGUUGUGGAGAGCGUGAGAGACCUCACUGGAUACGACCGUGUGAUGGUCUACAAGUUUCACGAAGACGAGCACGGAGAAGUUGUCGCCGAGAGCAGGCGAGACGAUUUAGAGCCUUACAUUGGUCUACAUUAUCCGGCGACUGACAUUCCUCAAGCGUCACGGUUCUUAUUCAAGCAGAAUCGCGUCCGUAUGAUCGUUGACUGCCACGCCACGCCGGUUCUCGUGGUGCAAGACGACCGGCUCACUCAGUCCAUGUGCUUGGUUGGUUCGACUCUCAGGGCUCCUCAUGGAUGCCACUCUCAGUACAUGGCUAACAUGGGAUCAAUCGCGUCUUUAGCAAUGGCGGUGAUUAUAAACGGCAAUGAAGACGACGGGAGCAAUGUCGCCGGUGGGAGAAACUCUAUGAGGCUUUGGGGUUUAGUUGUUUGUCACCACACCUCCUCUCGCUGCAUACCAUUUCCUCUAAGGUACGCUUGCGAGUUUCUAAUGCAGGCGUUUGGGUUACAGUUGAACAUGGAACUGCAGCUGGCUUUGCAAAUGUCAGAGAAACGCGUUCUGAGAACGCAGACGCUGUUGUGCGAUAUGCUUCUCCGUGAUUCCCCUGCUGGGAUUGUUACACAGAGUCCUAGCAUCAUGGACUUGGUGAAAUGCGACGGUGCGGCGUUUCUUUACCACGGGAAGUAUUAUCCGUUAGGUGUUGCUCCUACUGAGGUUCAGAUAAGAGACGUUGUGGAGUGGUUGCUUGCGAAUCAUGCGGAUUCAACAGGGUUAAGUACUGAUAGUUUAGGCGACGCUGGAUAUCCCGGUGCAGCUGCGUUAGGGGAUGCCGUGUGUGGCAUGGCGGUUGCGUAUAUCACGAAAAGAGAUUUCCUUUUUUGGUUCCGUUCUCACACAGCUAAAGAAAUCAAAUGGGGAGGCGCUAAGCACCAUCCCGAGGAUAAAGAUGAUGGGCAGCGGAUGCAUCCUCGUUCGUCCUUCAAGGCUUUUCUUGAAGUUGUUAAGAGCCGGAGCCAGCCAUGGGAAACUGCGGAAAUGGAUGCGAUUCACUCGCUCCAGCUGAUUCUUAGAGACUCGUUUAAAGAAUCUGAGGCAGCUAUGAACUCUAAAACUGCAGAUGGUGCGGUUCAGCCUUGUAGAGAUAUGGCAGGAGAGCAGGGGAUUGAUGAGUUAGGUGCAGUUGCAAGAGAGAUGGUUAGGCUCAUUGAGACUGCAACUGUUCCUAUAUUUGCUGUGGACGCAGGAGGUUGUAUUAAUGGAUGGAACGCUAAGAUUGCGGAGUUGACAGGUCUCUCUGUUGAAGAAGCUAUGGGGAAGUCUCUGGUUUCUGAUCUAAUAUACAAAGAGAACGAAGAAACUGUUGAUAAGCUCAUUUCUCGUGCUCUGGGAGGGGAUGAGGACAAGAAUGUGGAGGUGAAGCUGAAGACUUUCAGCCCUGAACUUCAAGGGAAAGCGGUUUUCGUGGUGGUGAAUGCCUGUUCAAGCAAGGACUACUUGAACAACAUUGUGGGUGUCUGUUUUGUUGGACAGGACGUUACUGGUCAGAAAAUCGUAAUGGAUAAGUUCAUUAAUAUACAAGGAGACUACAAGGCUAUAGUCCAUAGCCCAAACCCACUGAUCCCGCCAAUCUUUGCUGCUGACGAGAACACUUGCUGCCUGGAGUGGAACAUGGCGAUGGAAAAGCUUACGGGUUGGUCUCGCGGUGAAGUGAUUGGGAAAAUGCUUGUUGGGGAAGUGUUUGGGAACUGUUGCAGGCUAAAGGGUCCUGAUGCUUUAACCAAGUUCAUGAUUGUAUUGCAUAAUGCAAUCGGUGGUCAAGACACGGAUAAGUUCCCUUUCCCGUUCUUUGACCGCAAUGGGAAGUUUGUUCAAGCUCUGUUGACUGCAAACAAGCGGGUAAGCCUCGACGGAAAGGUCAUUGGGGCUUUCUGUUUCUUGCAGAUCCCGAGUCCUGAGCUGCAGCAAGCUUUAGCAGUCCAACGGAGGCAGGACACAGAGUGUUUCACAAAGGCGAAAGAGUUGGCGUACAUUUGUCAGGUGAUAAAGAAUCCUUUGAGCGGGUUGCGUUUCACAAACUCAUUGUUGGAAGCUACAGAGUUGAACGAGGAUCAGAAACAGUUUCUUGAAACAAGUGUGUCUUGCGAGAAACAGAUCUCGAGGAUUGUCAGUGACAUGGAUCUUGAAAGAAUUGAAGACGGUUCGUUUGAGCUAGAGAGAGCGGAGUUUUUCCUCGGAAGUGUCAUAAACGCGAUUGUAAGCCAGGCGAUGUUCUUAUUAAGGGAGAGAGGUCUUCAGCUGAUCCGUGAUAUUCCCGAAGAGAUCAAAUCCAUAGCUGUUUAUGGAGACCAGACGAGGAUUCAACAGCUCCUGGCUGAGUUUCUGCUGAGUAUAAUCCGGUAUGCACCGUCUCAAGAGUGGGUGGAGAUCCAUCUAAGUCAAGUUUCAAAGCAAAUGGCUGAUGGAUUCUCCGCUGUCCGCACGGAAUUUAGAAUGGCGUGCCCAGGUGAAGGUCUGCCUCCAGAGCUGGUCCGAGACAUGUUCCAUAGCAGUAGAUGGACGAGCCCCGAAGGGUUAGGUCUAAGCGUAUGUCGAAAGAUUCUAAAGCUCAUGAACGGCGAGGUUCAAUACAUCCGAGAGUCAGAGCGGUCCUAUUUCCUAAUCAUUCUCGAACUCCCGGUUCCUCUGAAACGCCAGUCUUCAACCGCAAACGCUAGUGGCAGCGGCGGCGACAUGAUGUUGAUGAUGCCAUAUUAG
This is a messenger RNA of Microthlaspi erraticum, 3564 nucleotides long. Lineage: Eukaryota; Viridiplantae; Streptophyta; Magnoliopsida; Brassicales; Brassicaceae. The record is from the annotation of a GenBank genome assembly.